Messenger RNA from Durusdinium trenchii, 483 nucleotides. Lineage: Eukaryota; Dinophyceae; Suessiales; Symbiodiniaceae. The record is from the annotation of a GenBank genome assembly.
AUGAUCAUUCCACCCGCCGCAGGGCAGGGUGCAAGAUUGCCAGCCCCGCAGGCCACUUUUAGUGGCAGUGUUCCAGAGCCAGAUUCUGAAGUCGCGCCCCCUGAAGACGAUGUUCCACUGGCACCUUGGGCUGCGGCGCGCGUCUUGCCUACAUCGCAUGCCCGGCGAACAAGGCGUGUUUCCACACCAGCUGGACGUUUUGUGGGUGACGAGCAGAAGCAGUUGGCUCGAUGGGCAGAACAUCUCAAUGAGGAAGUGCUGGCUUUGACUCGGGAAAGAGACAGUUUGGCGGGAAAGUUGGCUGAUGCCAAUGCUGCAAAUGUAAAACUGCAGAUGGAGUUGGAGCAUCUUCGCAGGGUAAGUGCUGAGUUCCCCGGCGUAAGUUUGUUUUUGUACUCUUCCAGGCAUACUUCCGCCUAUGGUUGCGCAGGUUUGAGCGUCUUGGGGGCGGCUCGCAACAUAGUUUCUGGCAAUCAGCAUUGA